AUGUCUGCCCCUCUUGCGACUGGACCUCAAACACACGCUGGCUACGUACCGAUAAAGCUUGUAACUAAUGCGUUUGAGAUAACGCAGUUGCCUACCAAUAGGUAUUAUUCGUACGAUGUGUUCACCCCGGAAUGCCACAGUCGACACAAGAGGGUGCAGCUAAUGCAUCAUUUGCAAAUCACUGUUGCUCCGGACGUGUUCAAACGUCAUCUUCUGUUCGAUGGAAGGUCGCGUGUGUAUUCGGAUCGACUUCUUUCACUAGCUAACACUGGAAGCGGGAAUUACUUUGUUUGCCUGGGAAAGUCAGGAGAAGUUGAUCCAUCUGCAAAAGGGACAGUUCAGAUUCAUUUUACCUUGACCAACGGCGACGAGGUUGACGCUAGGCACGUCUAUGACCUUAUUCGCGAAAAUCGAUCCACUACAAGAGCGCUGGUCGCUACCAAUCUAAUCCAACUUAUCGUGCGGCAGUUUCCAAACAUGCACCACACCAACAACGGUCGGGCAUAUUUCGCUGGCAAUGACAAAUUCGACCUAGGUUGCAGUGGUUUGGAGCUUUGGAGAGGUGUUUUCCAGUCUGUACGGCCCACUAUUGGCAAAAUGAUUCUCAAUGUGGAUACGUGUACUGCGACUAUAUAUAAGAGCGGGUAUCUACCUCAUAUUUGCAUGGAUAAGCUUGGCACCAAAGACAUGCGCACUCUCGUUUUAAGAGAAACCGACUCAAAUUUCAAAAUAUUGGAGAAAUUCCUCAAGGGCGUAAGAAUAACGGUACGCACAGGAGCAAACAGAUCAGGAACACAGACAAUCCGUGGAUUAGUUCCAGCUGCCGGAGAUUUUCCGUUUCUGAAGGAUGGUUUUGAAAAUAUGACUGUUUCUAGCUAUUUCUUCCAAACCUACAACAUUUGUAUUCAGAACCCUCGAAUCAUCGGUGUACGCCUUACUUCCAGUAGGAAUCCGCGCAAGGAUGUCAUUCCUCUCGAGCUUUGCGACGUUCAACCCGGACAGUUUUUUAAGAGAAAACUGUCAGAUGAAAUGAUGGCCGACAUGAUGCAAUUCUCGACAAUGAUACCUCAAAAAAGGUUGAAGAAAAUCAAAGAUGCGGGGAAAGUAACUGUUGCGUCAGAAUUCGUUUUGCAAUCGGGAAUGAGAUUGGAAUCUGAACCUAUGCGACUCGACGCUAAACUACUACAUCAACCCCCAGUGGUUUUUGAUCGAAACUCACCCAAACUACAAUUCAAAGGUGGACAGUGGAACGCCCUCGAUCAACGCUUCACUGAGCCAAGAGAAAUUAAAUUUUGUAUGGUUGUCUCGUUCUCCGCGAGGUUCAAAGAGAGAGAAAUUAUGGAAAUGGUGGCCACCAAACCUAAAAGCCUCCUGGGAUCCUGUGCUAAAUUCGGCACGCAUAUCGGUGCCUUGCCUCACGUAGCGCCACCUGGUAACGGUUAUAAUGUUAAAGGGACCAUGGAAAAAGCCGUCGAGUCUUACUUUAAAAAAUCUGAGGAUAGGCUGCCCUCGACAACAGACAAGCGCGCAUACUUUUUGAGAAAGUUAAUAGCUAUUGUUAUCUUGCCUCUCAACGCAGGAGGGAUCAGGGAUCGUGUCAAACACUGGGGAGAUAUAACUCAAGGUGUUGCCACCCAAUGCAUUCGUGAAAAUAAACUCUUGCAUGCAAAAGAUCAGUAUUGGACCAAUGUUGCACUCAAGAUAAACGCUCGUCUUGGGGGUGUAAAUUUUUACAGCCCACUGGAUGCUUUUCAACCAUAUCGUUUCAUGAUUAUGGGCGCAGAUGUCGGGCAUUCGGGGCCUACUGUCAACAGGCCAUCAGUUACAGGAGUUGUGUACUCUCUCGAUAAUUCAGCGACCCAAUAUGCCGCCGUCACCGGAAUCCAAGCUUCUCGAGUUGAGCGAAUCAUGGACCUGAAGGAUUACGUACUUAAAGCUCUACGCACUUUCAUCCAUCGCAAUGACAAACCCCCGCGGCAUUUGAUAUUCUACAGGGACGGCAUAUCUGAAGGCGAAUUUAACACGGUGGCUCCGCUCGAAAUAGAGGACAUACGAUCAGCAUUUGCUCUGCUAUGGGUAGAGAAGAGAAAAACUCAGACGGACCAACCUUUCCCUUUGUUGACAUAUAUUGUUGUGGGAAAGCGAAAUGGCGAGGUUCGAAAUGCAUUUCCAGGCUCUUUAAUUGAUAGUGGGAUCACCCAUCCAUCGGUGCACGAUUUUUAUCUCCAAAGUCAUGCCGCAAUUCAAGGCACAUCGCGCUCCAGUCAUUAUACUGUUCUUGUCGAUGAAAAUUGGAAUUUCAACAUGCCAGAAAUCCACAAACUUUCAUAUAAAUUAUGCCAUAAUUAUGCGAGAGCUACUCGCUCGGUUUCAAUACCCGCCCCGGUAUAUUAUGCCGAUCUGGUCUGCUCUCGUGGCAUGUUUCACAUCAAUCCUGAUGAUAUGGACCUGCGGUUCGACGAUAAUCAGUCAAGUUCUAGCGGCACAAGUUCAUCCCAAUCUCCUAAAGUCAAUGUAUUUUCUCUGAGGAAUAUCUUCGAUAACACUCUUUUCCUUGUCGAUCAUACGACGAGGCAUAGGUACGGCGACACAAUCAUUCUAAGUCCCGCUGUUCUCACAUUGACCCCGAAGUCAACUAUUGAAAUAAUUGCAUAUAAAAAAUGGUAA
Psilocybe cubensis is the source of this 2667-nucleotide messenger RNA. RefSeq lists its product as uncharacterized. NCBI's taxonomy places the organism in Eukaryota, Fungi, Basidiomycota, Agaricomycetes, Agaricales, Agrocybaceae. The transcript has 22 exons. The record is from RefSeq and is a predicted model, not a curated record. Gene Ontology annotation, molecular function: RNA binding; protein binding. The coding region runs from base 1 to 2667 and encodes 888 amino acids.